Messenger RNA from Zootoca vivipara (common lizard), 2920 nucleotides. It is a transcript of the gene ANGPTL4, whose product is annotated as angiopoietin like 4. Gene Ontology annotation, biological process: blood coagulation. NCBI's taxonomy places the organism in Eukaryota, Metazoa, Chordata, Lepidosauria, Squamata, Lacertidae. The record is from RefSeq and is a predicted model, not a curated record.
GCGCGGCCUCUCCAAACCGUGCGCUCUUGGCGAGGUGGCGACUGUUGCGCGCUGUGCUCUGACCAAGUUCAUUGUCUGCUGGGGCGAUGCGUUCGUGGGCGCUGCUGGUGCUGAGCGCGGCGGGGCUGGCGGCCGCCGCCGCCGCUCCGCCUCCUCCUCCUGCUGCCGGUUCUUCCAGGAAGGAGCGCGCCUCCAAGGCAGCCUCUUGGGACGAGGUGAACGUCUUGGCGCACGGGCUCCUGCAGCUGGGCCACGGCUUGCGGGAGCACGUCGAGCGCACCCGUGGGCAGCUGCGCGAGAUGGGCGGCCGCCUGAGCGCGCACAACGCCUCGCUCGGCAGCCUGGAGCGCUCCGCCGACGAGCAGCGGCAGCAGCUGGGGCGAGCGCAGCGCCUCCUCGACGGGCGCCUGGACGACCUCUCUAGCCGGCUCGGCGCACUCGCCGGCGACCUGGCGGCGCACGAGGAGGCGGUGCGGGAGCGCCUGGAGCGCCUCGAUGGGCAGCUGCUGCGCCAGGUGGGCGCCGAGAACGCCAGCGGCAGCCCUCGAGGGAGCGGACAAGCGGCGGAGCUGGGCGACCUGCAGAAUUUGAUGAGUCGUCAGAACCUGAAGAUUGAGGAGCUGUUCCAUAAGAUUAAGCAGCAGCAGUACAGAAUGGAUAAACAGAACUUGCAGAUCAAAAGUCUUCAGAGCAAGGUCAACAUGCUGAUUCCUUUGCACGUCCGAGAGAACGAAACGCAGGGUCCGAAAUGGAAAGCGAGUGUUCAGCGAAAUGUGGACCGAUCCGGCAACCACAGCCAAAGUCCCCGGCCAAAGUCCCCGGUGAUGUCGAAGUUCCCAGCAAGCUGUCACCAGCUGUUUCUGGAAGGAGAACAAACCAGUGGUGUUUUCCAGAUCCAGCCCCCUGGAUCCCAGGUUUUUGAAGUCUUCUGUGACAUGACUCCAGAUGGUGGAGGCUGGACGGUGAUUCAGAGACGCCUGGAUGGCUCUGUUGAUUUUGACCAGCUGUGGGAAGCUUAUAGAAAUGGAUUUGGGAAUAUGAGCGGCGACUUUUGGCUGGGCUUGGAAAAGGUCUACCAGAUCACGAAAGAUGGCCGGUUCCACCUCUCGAUCGAACUUCAGGACUGGGAGGGCAGCUCAGAGAGGAUCCAGUUCCUUUUCAGCCUGGGGGGAGAAGACACAGCUUACACUCUCAGCCUCCUGGGCCCCAUCCUCGGGCAGCUGGAGAAUGCCAUGGGCGACUUCCCACAGCUGCCCUUUUCCACGCGGGAUCAGGACCAUGACCUCAAGGGCGAUGCCAACUGCGCCAAGCACCUCUCAGGAGGCUGGUGGUUCAGCAGUUGUGGCCACGUGAACCUCAACGGAAAAUACUUCCGCUCUAUCCCGCGCCAGAGGCACGAGAGAAAGCAAGGCAUCUUUUGGAAGACUUGGAGAGGGCGGUAUUACCCUCUGAAGUCCACCACGAUGAAGAUCCGGCCUGCGGAGAUGGGCCCGGCACCCUAAAAUGCCCAGGAGAUCGCAGGAGAGAGUCUGGGUGGCCCUCCGUAUUCCUGCCGUGCCGCCGAGAUACAGCUUCAGCCCGUCGCUCCUGUCCGGGACGAUUUGUGGGGGGUCUCUGUCGGCUUCCAGUUGAAAGCCUUCCUUUUGCAAGAGUUUGUGUUGGGGUGGGCAAAGCAACGACUGUCAUCUUCGCGUUGGGAGAGCGGCACAGGGGACCGCUUGGGUGGGUGGGAAAGGAACGGGUAUCAGGAGUCACCUCAUGGGCAUGCUGGGCGCUGGCAAGAAAUGGCAGUUCAGCAUCUUUGAGGUCUGGUGUUAGCUUGAAGGCCAGCUGGGAUGAGAUCUUGGGCAUCUGGUCUUCUCUAGUGCCAUCGUGUGAUAAAAUUGGGCUUCUUGCUAGCUCCGGCAGAGAUUUGUGCUGCCCACAUGUCUUUAUACCCACUCCCUUACGCCUCGAAAUGAGGAAGGCCGCCUUCUCCCGUGGAAUGUCCCAAAACAUUUUGGUACCAACAGAAGGAGGGGGGUUGCCCUGGACAAAGGGUCCCCCCCCAAGGGGCUUCUCCCUCUCCAUGGCAGUAGCCAGCAGGACUCUCUGCUGCCACUCUCAUUUCCCACAAUGCCCCCUGCGGUAGCAUCUCUCUGGGGCAUUCUGGGAAAUUUAAAUGGUUACUAGUCCUGGCGACAGGCUGGAUAUUUUCUUUUUUAAGGGUUUAUUUUUUGGGAGGGGGACAAAGCAAGGAUUGGCUCGCUGGUGAUUGUUCAGAUUGUGCGUACCAACGGCAUAUCCUUGGCUGAUUAAAUAUGUAGUUGUGAUUGAGCCUUGGGGUGUCCUAAAAUCGGACCACCCUCCCCAGGCGUCCCUCGUGGCAAAUUGUGCUUGGGUCCGUCCUUCACUGAUUGGCACAGGGUUUGGAAGGAUGGAGCCACUGCGAAGGGCAUUGGGCUGACGCUGGUUGGGGGAGAAAGUUGGGCAGGGCGGCACCUCCUCCCUCACCCAAGGAGGAGACAUUGGUCCUGUUGCAAACUGCACCUUCACGCCUCCCCGGUUGCUGUUGUGUCCAACCGCCCCUUCCCCAUUCCUUCCUCGUCCGUUUUUUUUAAGUCAUAUUGACUCAAGUUUUGCUCCAGUGUUUAGCUGCUUAUUCUUGUACAUAUUAGCAGUUGUGCUAGUUGGUGUGUUGUUUUUAAGAGUGCUUUUAUCCUGGUCUUUCUUUUUUUAUUGUGGUUUUAAAACGAAGCAUUGGUGAGUGAUGUGGUUAUAACUUAUAAACGUUGCCUUGGAAGAGGCACCAGUAAGAUGUGGGAGGGUGGGGGAGAGUUGAUUUCUGCUCUUAAUUUCUCUCUCUCUGUCUCUUUUUAUACUUUAAAUGUGUGACUCUUUGGUCAGUGAAAUGUCUUUUUAAUAAAACCUGUGAACUGGU